Messenger RNA from Penaeus monodon (black tiger shrimp), 414 nucleotides. RefSeq lists its product as uncharacterized. The transcript is spliced from 2 exons. NCBI's taxonomy places the organism in Eukaryota, Metazoa, Arthropoda, Malacostraca, Decapoda, Penaeidae. The record is from RefSeq and is a predicted model, not a curated record. Bases 1 to 414 code for a protein of 137 amino acids.
AUGGCAUGGAAAGUCUUAGGCAGCACUGGAAUUGACAGGAAGUGUUCACAAAAGUUAUGGAGAAGGAAGAGAUUUAAGAACAAGGGGGUCAUAGAGGAUAGUAACAAUGAUAGAGGAAUCAAUCUGACCUUGCGUAUCCUGAGGAUCUGGAAAAGAAUCACAGACAAGCCACGGAGGGAAAAGGAGUCAAUAUCGGUACAGCAGUUUGGUUUUAUCCCCGGCAGGAGUAUCACCGACGCCAUUUUCGCUUUACGGCAACUGAUGGGGAAGUACAGGGAAGGACAUAUACCUAAAAGCCAGACAAUGAUGCAAUGUGCAGCGGGAACCUUAGAUGAUUUUGAAGUUGCUAUUGGUCUACACCAGGGGUCAGCACUCAGCCCAUUCCUGUUUGCCAUUUUGAAGGAAUCUCCAUGA